AUGGACGAUGCCGCCGAGAAACCAUUCUCGCCAGCUGGUGUCGAGCUGAUAGAGGCCAUCGGAGCCCAGGAGGCUGUCUCCUACACACAAGAAGAGGAAAAGCAGAUUGUCUGGAAAAUCGAUUCGAGGUUGAUGCCAACGACGGCGUUGAUCUACCUGCUUUGCUAUCUGGACCGAAGCAACAUAGCAGGCAAUGCCAAAAUCCUCAAUACCAACAUGGACGAUGCUAUGUCACAGACCAACCACGUGACCAACUAUCAAUUCACCGUCGCUCUGAUGGUUUUCAUUGUGGCCUAUUGCAUCUUCCAAGCACUUUCCAAUCUGGCCUGCACGGACCGAAAAAGCCAUCCAACGCCAACGUCUUGCCUCCGAAAAUACGAGGCCAAGAUCAACUGGAAGGAUGCAAAAGCAACCCUCAAGGACGUGAUACUAUGGGUGCAUUAUUCCACAUACCUCGCAGCUGGCAGCGGAGCUACAUCCCUUUCACUGUUCUCUCCAGUUAUCGUUGCUGGUCUCGGGUACCACGACUUGCGAGCCCAGCUCUUCACUGUCCCGCCAUACGCGAUUGCAUACUUGGUUACGCUCGCGGUGGCUCUUUGGUCUGACAAUCGACGAGUGCGAGGGCUCUUCGCCUGUGCCGGAUUUAGCCUCGCGGCAAUUUCUUUUCUCGUCCUUGCUGCUAUUCCAGGCACUCACUACGGUGUUCGCUACUUUUUCCUGAUCCUCGCCUCCAGUGGGCCUGGCCAGAUCAUUGGGGUUUGGAUCUAUCGCGCGCAAGAUGCAUCGCUUUACAAGCUGGGGCAUGGAGUCAAUGCCGCGAGCCAGCUCAUUGGGGCGUCUGUCGCCUUAGGCUUGUAUUUUCACUACAAGAAACUGAAUAGGAGACUUAUAGGCACGAAUGCGACAAGGUGGAUUCCGUAG
Messenger RNA from Cladophialophora psammophila CBS 110553, 921 nucleotides. RefSeq lists its product as uncharacterized. Gene Ontology annotation, molecular function: transmembrane transporter activity. The transcript is spliced from 5 exons. Lineage: Eukaryota; Fungi; Ascomycota; Eurotiomycetes; Chaetothyriales; Herpotrichiellaceae. Bases 1 to 921 code for a protein of 306 amino acids. Gene Ontology annotation, cellular component: membrane. The record is from RefSeq and is a predicted model, not a curated record.